Messenger RNA from Dacryopinax primogenitus, 2019 nucleotides. RefSeq names its product Sec1-like protein. Gene Ontology annotation, biological process: intracellular protein transport; vesicle-mediated transport. Lineage: Eukaryota; Fungi; Basidiomycota; Dacrymycetes; Dacrymycetales; Dacrymycetaceae. The record is from RefSeq and is a predicted model, not a curated record. Bases 1 to 2019 code for a protein of 672 amino acids. The transcript is spliced from 5 exons. Gene Ontology annotation, cellular component: Golgi membrane.
AUGGACGUCGUCUAUGCGGUGAACUUCUACGUUGACAAGAUCGUAUCAUCCCCGACAUCUAUGAAGGCGUUGCUGUUGGACCAGCACACAACUCCGAUCAUCUCCCUUGCUGCGACACAGUCGAGCCUCCUUGCGAAUCAUGUUUAUCUUACGGACAGGGUGGAUAAUACGAGGAGAGAGAGGAUGCCACAUCUGCAGUGUGUCGUAUUUGUUAGGCCGACAGAAGAGAGUUUGGAAUGGGUAGGGAAGGAGCUCGAGGAGCCAAGAUAUGGUGGUUACUACCUGUAUUUCAGCAAUACCCUCACCAAGACUGCCAUUGAGCGCCUAGCUUCUCAGGAUACCUACGAGCUCGUACAUGAAGUUCAAGAACACUUCGCAGAUUACUUACCCGUACUACCCUAUCUGUUUUCACUCAACUAUACCCCAUCCCCACCAUCCAACUUCCCGCUGUACACCCUCUCCUCCUCCUCCCUCCCGUCAUCAACGACCCCCGGUCACCUCACCCUCACUUCCCAAGCACUGCAACACCAUCUUUCCACUCUCUCCGCUCUUCUCCUUAGCCUGAAAAAGAAACCGACGAUGAUCCGACACGAGCGUUCGUCGACCGUAUCUCGCGCCUUGGCGGUAGCGAUGCGCAGUCACCUGGCCGCUGAACAACAGCUGUUCGACUUCCGAGCCUCUGCAGGCACCUGCGUCCUGCUCAUCCUCGACCGACUGGAAGAUCCGGUCACGCCUCUGCUCAUGCAGUGGACAUAUCAAGCGAUGGUCCACGAACUCCUCGGGAUACAUAAUGGCCGUGUGGACAUGAGCGCUUCUCCAAGUGUCAAUCCCCAGAUGCGGGAGGUGAUGCUGACCCCGCAGAUGGACCCGUUCCUCGCUCAGCACCUCCACACCCCCUUCGGCGACCUAAGCGUCAGCCUCCAAGCGCACGUAACGCAAUACAGCCAAAAACAUGCGAGCGCGCAUAAGCUGGACUCUGUAGAGGAUAUGAAGAGGUUCGUCGAGGAAUACCCUGAGUUUAGGAGGAUGGGAGGGAAUGUGAGUAAGCAUGUGGAGCUGGUGGGGGAGAUGAGCAGGCUGGUGGGGAAGGACAACUGCUUGGAGAGCUCGGAGGUCGAGCAGGAGAUCGUUGCGGGUGGAAGCCAUGCGGAGGAUUGGAGAAAUGUUCAGCGAAUAAUACAAAACCCUAAUAUCCCUUCGGCAGAGAAGUUGCGCUUAUCAAUGCUAUAUGCACUCCGGCAUCAGACGAACCCUCAAUCAUCUAUCUCUUCACUCCCCGCCCUCUUGUCACAAGCAGGAGUUCCUGCUUCUGAUGCCACACUUAUAUCUACAUUGCUCACCCUGUCUGGUUCCCAACGCCGUCAAUCCGACUUAUUCAACACUUCCUCCAUUCUCGCCCGGGGCAAAUCAGCGCUCAAAGCGCUCAAGGGAGCCGAAAACGUCUAUACCCAGCAUACGCCAUUCCUCGCCCAGACGCUCGAGGCUAUCGUCAAAGGGCGUUUGAGGGAACAGCAAUACCCGUUCAUCGAGGGGGGUGGUCCGAACGCGAGCUUACAGAGACCGCAGGACGUCAUCGUCUUCUUUGUGGGUGGGACGACAUAUGAAGAGAGCAAGGUUGUGGCGCACAUGAACGUGGAACUGCAGCAGCAGGCGGCAUCACAGCCUGGCACUGGUGCUGGCACACGGAUAUUAUUAGGCGGGAGUACGAUCCACAAUUCGAAAAGGUGCGUUUCAACUAUGUUAUUCUCGUAUCCAGCGCCGCUCAAAUCCCCACCAGCAUCCAAUGCGCCUGCUCUGAACCUGCAACUGGGCACUCUGAACCUCAGCGUGGGCGGACCAGCUGGGACAGGACUUUACCGCGGCCCGUCGAACCAGAGCGGUGUGGGUAUACAGCUCGACUCGGAGGGUCUGCGAGAAGGAGCGGGAAGGAUUGGCGAGGGUGUAAGAGGGCUACUUGGGCGUGUGCGAGGUGGACUCGAGAGGGUCGCAAGCCCUGGAUUUCGAGAAUCUCAGGAAUAG